Molecule: messenger RNA, 1608 nt
Organism: Thyridium curvatum
Lineage: Eukaryota; Fungi; Ascomycota; Sordariomycetes; Thyridiales; Thyridiaceae
Exons: 1
Coding region: 1-1608 (535 amino acids)
Biological process (GO): positive regulation of transcription by RNA polymerase II
Cellular component (GO): nucleus
Molecular function (GO): zinc ion binding; transcription cis-regulatory region binding; DNA-binding transcription factor activity, RNA polymerase II-specific
Source: RefSeq, a predicted model, not a curated record
AUGUCUGGCGCGAGGACAAAGACGGGUUGUUGGACAUGCCGGUUGCGACGGAAGAAGUGCGAUGAGGGUCUCCCGGCAUGUUCGAGCUGCAUAUCCCGGGACCUUUACUGCUAUGGGUAUGGUGAGAAGCCUGCCUGGAUGCUUAGCAAGGGGAACUGGCAGCAAGUUCUCGACUCGGACGAAGCCAAGGCCAUCCGGAAGGGUGCCGAGAGGGCUUACACCCGCCGCAGACAGAGAAGGCUGCACGCUGGCCCUGCAUCAGAGGCAGUCAGUGUCCUUGUGCAGGACCUGGGGGAACCAGCUCAGCCACAUGCACCCUCGGAUAUGGUCACUAGUCCUGACCGCACGUGGUCCAAUUGCGCCCAGACGCUGCGAGACUGCGACUACUCGCCGGACUACCAGUCCGUGCAGACCUUUCUGGAAGUGAUCUUUCCACUCCAGUGGGGCUUCUUCAACCUCCACCGGCAGCCCAGCCGCAGAUGGCUUUUCGAUAUGAUCGUUGCCUCCGAGCCUCUGUACCAUGCGUCUUGCGGACUGCGUAUCUCGUUCGAAUCGGGGGUCCAGUCUGGCGAUACGAGCGGCCGCUGCCAAGUCACGCCAGCAGUUCGAUCAUCGCGGAUGCUGGCGAUGCGAGGGCUCCAGCCGUACCUCGCCGACAUUGGGCAGGACCCCCUGAAUGACACUUUACUCCGAAAGGCAACGCAAGCAAUCGGGGUCAUCCUGCUGCUGUCGAGUCUAGAGGUGUUUGGAGAAACUGAAGGGGCCUGGGAGGUCCAUCAGAAUGCUGCCGGAUCAGUCCUGGAUUUGAUUGAGGCGAACCUGGCUCCGGCCACCAAGGCUGCUGGUGAUAUCGGCCCCAUAGGCGAGCUGCUCGCAAGUCCGACGCCGUCCUUCGAGAUCCGGGCCCUGGACUUUUUCGUCGUCACCUAUGUGUGGACCGACAUCUUCGCAGAAGCUACUCACGGCGAGACGUACAGUAAGCCUCGGAAAUUCGACUACAUCCCACUGCUCCAGAGCAACCUCAUCGACGCUCGAAGCAUCAUGGGCUGCCGCAACUCGGUCAUGACUGCCAUCAAAGAAGUGAGCAUGUUUGCUGCUUCGUUAGAACAGAAACAAAAAGACGAUGCGGUCGACGCAGGGAUUGCUUUGGCUUCUCAUAUCCAGGCUUUGAUACAGGAGGCAACCUGCUCCUUCGACGUCUCAUCAAAAGGCCCCGAGGCUGACAGCAAGUGGGUGACGCUUCUCCACGCACAUGCUGCUCUGGUGUAUCUGCACACAGUCGCCGCCCACGCAUCUCUAGACCUCGGAUUCGACAUGCAAGAAACCGUGCUCGCCUGUGUUGAGCUGCUGGAGGCACUCCCCUAUCGACUGUUUAUCCGGGUCUGCUGGCCGUUCACAGUCACGGGCUGCAUGGUCGAGGAGGCACAUCAGCCCAGGUUUCGAGCCAUGCUUGAGCGCGUAGAAGCUGCAGGGCAUGUAUUGGGCUUCACUUGGAAGGGCCUGAUGGUCAUGGAGGAAUGCUGGCGACUCCGGCGAUCCAAGCCGGAGAGUCUGUGGUGCUGGCGGACGACUGUAAAGCACAUGCAGGCGCGGAUACUGCUGAUCUGA